Eriocheir sinensis (Chinese mitten crab) is the source of this 645-nucleotide messenger RNA. RefSeq names its product probable 28S ribosomal protein S6, mitochondrial (gene mRpS6). The coding region runs from base 116 to 568 and encodes 150 amino acids. Gene Ontology annotation, biological process: translation. NCBI's taxonomy places the organism in Eukaryota, Metazoa, Arthropoda, Malacostraca, Decapoda, Varunidae. Gene Ontology annotation, cellular component: ribosome; mitochondrial small ribosomal subunit. The transcript is spliced from 4 exons. Gene Ontology annotation, molecular function: small ribosomal subunit rRNA binding; structural constituent of ribosome. The record is from RefSeq and is a predicted model, not a curated record.
GGAGUACAAGAGAGCGUGUGCGAGUGUUUGAAAAGCGCGGCGAAAAACGGGCCACACGGCGCGGCGGGCGGCACUCGGCGCGGCGCACAACAGCGGGCCGGCGGCUGGAGGGAGCAUGGCGCUGCUGUAUGAAUUAUCCCUCAUCGUGAAGCACAUGCCCAAGACUAGAACAGUAACAACAGUGAAAAGAGUUGCAGAAUCUAUCCUGGAUGAAGGUGGAUUUGUAAGCAAGAUUGAGAGUUUGGGUGCAAGAGACCUUCCCUACCGGAUGAAAGCUCAUGGUCAAAUACACUCCAAAGGAAGCUAUUUCUUGCUUCACUUUGUGGCACCACCCUCAAACUUAGAUGACAUACGUGAUAACUGCAAGCGAGAUGUUGAUCUGGUAAGACCUGUCAUAUUCAAACAAGAAACUCUUCCGUCAACAGUCUGUACACUUCAUGAAGAAAUCAAGCCACCAGUAUACAGAUCUGAGGUGCAAAAGAUGAUAAAAGAAGCCAAACAAAGGGUUCCAAUCCCUCAGAGAAGGAAGUUUAAGUUAACUACUAGUAUUGGCUACAAUCCAUUCUAAAUAUCACAGGUAUAUUUUCAGUUUAGUUGUAAGACUUAUGUACAAAGAAUUUAAAAAUAAAUUUAAACUAAUUGAAA